Messenger RNA from Pelagomonas calceolata, 1216 nucleotides. NCBI's taxonomy places the organism in Eukaryota, Pelagophyceae, Pelagomonadales, Pelagomonadaceae. The record is from the annotation of a GenBank genome assembly.
GCAGCAUCGACGCCGACCACCAAAUCGGGGCUCACCGCUGCGUCUAGAGCAUCCAUUGCACAAACCAACGUGUGUAGCAGCGUCCAGACGCGUCGUGUAAGCUGCCGAGCCGCUCGCUGCUGCACCGACGACGUCCGACGCCCCAAACUCAAAAAUUAUCAAAAAACAUCUCCCAGCGGUUACGCCGGUCGCUGCGGCUUUUAGAAUUGAAAAAGACCGACAACACACCGCGCAGGCAACACACCAUGGCGGCCAAUGGAGAAAAGCAAAAGUUCCUGCUCUACGGCAAGAACGGCUGGAUCGGCGGCAUGUUGAUUGAGCUCAUCAAGGCCGCGGGUGACGAAGUUGUCCUCGGCGACGCCAGAUUGGAGAACAGAGAAGCAGUAGCCGCGGAGAUCGACGCCGUCAAGCCGACUAGAGUCCUCAACGCGGCCGGCGUCACCGGCCGGCCCAACGUCGACUGGUGCGAGUUCAACAAGCAGACGGUCAUCCGCACGAACAUCAUUGGCUGUCUCAAUUUAGCUGAUUUGUGCUGGCAGCGCCAGCUCCACUGCACGCUCUAUGCCACGGGGUGCAUCUUCGAAUACGACGACGCCCAUCCGCUCGGCGGCGGCGUCUCGACGGCCUUCACGGAGGAGGACCGGGCCAACUUCACGGGAUCCUACUACUCAUUGACCAAGGGCUUCUGCGAGGAGAUGCUGCGGGCUUACCUCGAUCACUUGACGGUCUUACGUGUCCGCAUGCCCAUCUCGGACGACCUGUCGCCGCGCAACUUCAUCACGAAGAUCAGCAAAUAUGAGAAGGUCGUGAACAUCCCGAACAGCAUGACCGUCUUGCACGACCUCCUCCCGGCCUCAUUAGCUCUCUCCAAGCGCAAGCUCAGCGGCAUCUACAACUUCUGCAACCCGGGGGCCAUCUCGCACAACGAGUGCCUCGAGCUGUACAAGAAGCACGUCGACCCGGACUACACCUGGACGAAUUUUACCUUAGAAGAGCAGGAUAAGAUCCUCGCGGCCAAGCGCUCGAACAACGAGCUCGACUGUUCGAAGUUGGUGAACGCCCUGCCCGACCUCGAGAUCCCGGAGAUCCACGUCGCCGUGGACCGCUGCUGCGCGCGCAUGAAGAAGAACCUCGACGCCCAGGGCUGGAAGCCGACGCCGCGCGGGUCCUAGAGCUAGGUGGGUCCCUGGGGGCGGCCUAAAGGGACGUCUCUCUG